Messenger RNA from Durusdinium trenchii, 1369 nucleotides. The record is from the annotation of a GenBank genome assembly. NCBI's taxonomy places the organism in Eukaryota, Dinophyceae, Suessiales, Symbiodiniaceae.
GAUUAUCGUUCGGUGCCUGGGGACGGAGCCCAGCGACAACAGGACCCAUGCGUACGUGCAACUCCAAGCCUAAGCGGCAGCAUGUCCCCUUGCUGAUGCGUACGCCUGAUGGCCAAGUUGACAGAUGCGCUGAAGGAGGCUGCAAGCCUGGGUGCUGCGGAUGAUCAGAGCUUCAUCUCUGAGUGCACCAGCAUCCUGACCAAGCUGAAGCGGGGAUUCGCAGAGGUCAAGAAGGCUCCUGCGCUGUUGGAUGAGGUGCCUUCAGAUAUCGCCGCAUGGCCCUUCUUCCUGCGUUUGUGCGAGAAAGCUUCCUUUGCCAAGCAGGCAUGGGAGGCCACCGUGAUACUGCUGCAGAAUGAGAGGUGGAGCGAGACCUUUGCUCAAGAAGAGCAGAGGUCAAAACUCAAUCUCUGGAAGGCAGGGCAGCGUGACGUGCCACUAGUCCUGGAGCUUCUCCGAAAACAACCAAAGGAAGAGGUAAAAGACUUCUUUCCCUUGGAGCAGGUGGCAGGGAUGGAUCCUGGGCUUUGCACAGCUCUGACCGAAUUCUUUCAGGAGACCGACGCUGAGGUCGAGCCCGCCCUUUCGGCCGCUCUGCUGCAACGUGCGGCAACGUGCCCCGAGGUGAAGAGGAAGGUUGUGGCACCUGAGUCGAAAUCUUCCGUCGGGAAGGACGCCGAUCUGCCUGUCUUCGUUUGUGAGGUACAAUCACCAAGAGUCGUAUUUUGCUCAUUGUCUUCGUCCCUGCGAUUGUUGAACUGUUGAUUCCCAGCUCUGCUCUUCGUGCUUGUAUUCUCAACGGUGGGUGCCAAGCCAAAUCGAACUUUAACCUGAUGGCUUGUGCAAUUUGCUGAUUGCCUGAAUAAUGAAACGGCAUAAACACUGUUGUUACAGAUUGUGACAGAGUGAAGGCAGAAUGACAGGCUUAUUGAUGUUUACUGUACUUAUUAUGUUUUAAAAAAGGUGCACAAAAGAAUGCCAGAACACGAAUGUACAGUCGGCUAUAUAAAUCAUUGCAUUUGCCAGCAUGACUUGUGGCCACGUGUAUGAGCCACCUUUUGCGUGUCGAUGAGAGUACAUGGAAGAUCUUGCGGCGCUUUCCUUCGUUGCUUGCCAUGCUUUCCUGGUGUCCCCCUUCCCAGGGUCAUCCAACCCAGUUCAUCCACCACACGGCACGCCUACGUACAUGUUGCACCAUGUUACACCUACACGUUGCAGCACGUGCACCGUGUGAAGCCCUGGAGGGGAUCAGUGGCUCUCACCAGAAGAUGGAGAUCAAGAAAGGCUUGUGAUCGCUACCACACGGAGUGGUCCUCUUCUGACCGGCCUCCAAAGGCACCUUCAAGGCCAUGAGAUUUGCAGUGAGUUG